Phaeoacremonium minimum UCRPA7 is the source of this 1914-nucleotide messenger RNA. RefSeq lists its product as hypothetical. The record is from RefSeq and is a predicted model, not a curated record. Lineage: Eukaryota; Fungi; Ascomycota; Sordariomycetes; Togniniales; Togniniaceae. The transcript has a single exon. The coding region runs from base 1 to 1914 and encodes 637 amino acids.
AUGGAUGACGCGACGAGGCUCAUCUCGGAGCUGCAGGCAAAGCUCACCGAGCUUGACAGCAAGGUCGCCGCCUACCGUCAGGACAUGGCCGCUGAGUUCACCAGAUACUCGGACCAGCUGCUCAGGAACAUUCCGGAAGAGGUCCUGCAGAAGGUCUCCCAGGCCGUGGCUGACUCAAUGCCCAACUACCCUUCAUUGAACCUUCCACACAAGUCCUCCACCACAAGCAGCCUCGACGAGCCUCGGUCGCCGACUCCAACAGACCUCCCCGGCUUGUGGCGCGGUCGCAUCUCGCCUCCUCCAAUUCUGCCUCAUACCUCAGGGACUCCCAAGGAGGCUGUACGAAGCCCUCACGACCGCGAAAAAGAGUUCCACGGCCUAUUUACUCCUCGCUAUCUGCCGCUACUCGACGGUUCUGAACGUCCACUCCACUCACCUCCCACCUCACCACCGACGUCACCCCCUCCUGUGCCCGAGAAGGUCGAAGAGAAGGUGCAGCUCGAGAUUGCGCAGACACUGGAGGUUAAACCAACUCCUGCGGAGGAAAACCCCAGACCUGCGCCCAUCCGUUGUCCGACCGACGCCACCACUUCAUCCAUCGACUCGGUUGGAAGCGACACGAGCACCAAAAUCCGCAAAAGCGCCCUGCGCCGCUCCUCUAGCGCCUCAAAACCACCUGACAGCCCACGGGAUCCCCGCCGAGUGCGCUUCGAAUUCCAGGGCGCUGAAGUUCUACCUACUUCCUCUCCACAGUCAUCAGAGCCUGUUCCUCCAGAAAUAGGCAGCGAAGAGGACGAGUCAGCAUUUCCAGAAGAGUCGUUCCCCGAAUCGUCAAUAGGUGAUAUCGAAGGCGAAGAAGAUCCACCUCCGAAGAAGGUCUCAUCUUCUCAGGCUCUGCGCGCCUUAUCAAGAAGUCCGCUGGACGCCGGUACUGUUUGGACCGUAGUGAAUCCCGAUCCUGACCCUGACCCAGAGAAUUCCGCAAACUCAGAGGGGCAGGAUAAUACCAGAUCUUCAUCUGAGUUGAGCUCACCAGAGCAGACAAGCACAAUGCCUCCCAAAGCGACAGCAGUCCAACCGAAGGUCCAACCUUCACGUGAUGCUCAGGCAUCUCAGGAGCUUGGCUCACGUCUCGGGGCUCUUGAUAUUAAUAAAGACAAGGAGAAAGACGACGACGUAUCUGACGACGAUUCGUUGUUCAUGUCCUCGAAGAAGAAGCAGAAGAAGGGCUCGAUUUCACCUGGUCCUCAAUCGCCCAUCCCAACUGCUGCUACAUCCACUCCGCUUGCUAUUUCCAAGUCAAACAAGCCCAACUCGACUACACCUACAGCAACUCCCCCUUACCCAUCUGUCAGAGCUCGAGAUGACGAGGCAGAUGAUCUCUUUGACCUCGAGGUUGCGGACGAUGAUGAAGGUCUCAAGAAAGCAACCUCAGCUCAGACGUCACCAACGAAGCACCUUCCCGAGCCAGUUGAGGAUGAGCCGGAGGAGCCUGCUCCCAAGCACAAAGGGUUCCCCGUUCCUCUCUACUCUUCUUCGCCCGCCAUGGGUAUACCCCAGCGACCAGUCGAUGUCAACAAGCAGCCCCCUCGAGCUACUCCAGUCCCCUCUAGCUCCUACGUAGCUGGGUCCGUUGGAUCUUUCAAGGGCCGGCCUCUGUACAUGGGCUCGGUCAAGGAUCCUAAGAUUCUUGAGGAGGUCUUGGCGAUGGGUGAUGUGCCCAACUUCGUGGGAAGUGUUAAUGGCCGAAGCGGAGUUGAUGCCUCUAACCCUAAGAGCUACCGAGCCACACUGCAGAGUCCUGGACAAACCCCGACUCCAACCAGCUUCACCGAGCGCUACAUCAAAGAGCGAGACGAGAAGGGCGGUUAUGACACCGAGGAAGAGAAGCAGGCGCGAAAUGACUACUUCUAG